AUGACCCAUGAUCAACUGUCUCAGAUUUCUGGUCAGCCCGUUAUUUCUCCACCCUCUCAGCAAGGUUCAAGUAUUUUGCCUGAAGAUGUGGCUGCUCUCCGACAACAAAUUCUCGACCUGUCAAUUAUGAUUCGUGACCUAGAUGCCAGGGUAGAUUGGUUUUCUACUCAGCUUGUGGAUCAUAGUUUUCGUAUUGAGAAAUUAGAAGCAGCUUACCAACCGGACUUAUGGUAUGAAUCGCAUGAAGAUAUGAACAAUUGGGACAAUCCUAGCUCUGCUCCCCCACCUGAACAACAAUCAUCUUUACCAAAUGUGCUUAUGCAUCUCUCUCCUGACACAUCCUUUUCUUACGAUGAAAAUUCAACCAUCCUUCCUUUUCGACACCAGGACCCUAUUCCUGCUGAUAGUUCAGAUCGUAUUAAUUUUUAUAAUAAUUCUUCCUCUUCUUUUCCAUUUCAUAUUUCUCCUUCUGCUCAUUCUACUGAUUUAUUUUCAUCAAAUAUUUUACAGUUGGAAUCCCUUAAUGUUCGUUCUUUAUUUACACAUUCUUCUACUACCAAUCACCAUUCUGGUGUUGGUGUUAUUCUUCAUUCUUCUCUUGCUAUGUACAUAGUCAAAAAGAAAUUUUUUAGCGAUAGAUUGAUUGGUUUAACCCUCCAGCUCCCAGGAAAAUGUAAUGUUUUACUUAUUGGCGGGUAUAUUCCUCCCAUCAGUUCUUUGAAUCAAUCAACUAUCGCUGACUGUCAUUCCACUCUCAUUUCAUGGAUUCGCUCUGCCCAAUCUUCUAAUCAUAAUGUUCUUCUUGGUGGUUAUCUUAAUGCGGAUUUUGAUUCCUUCCUGACUUCUGGCUCUUUAUCCUGGCUUGAUUAUAUCUGGAUCUCUCCUUCUUUUUCCAUUCCACAUCUCUGGUCUUCAGUUUCGGAUUUGACGGAUAUUUUCUCUACUGAUCACUUUUUAAUUACAGCACAUUUUGAUUUUCUUGCAUUUAGAGAACAACAUGUGCCUAGUUUAUACAUCCUUAUUGUAGAUGUUCCUGAUGGUCUUAGACUUUUGGUCGCUCCUGAGGAAAUAAAAGAUGCUGUUAUCUCACAUUUUCAAAAUAUUGUUGGUCCUUCUGUUUCUCUAUUUGAUUCUCUUUCCUCUCUUCCUCCGCGAUGGCAAAAAAGAUACUCUCCAUUAGAACAGUUUUCUGAAUCUUUAUAUGACUCUGUAAUGUCACAUAUUUCUAUUUCAGAACUGCGUGAAGUUAUUUCAGCCUCCCCUGCGCAUAAAGCUUCUGGUCCUUCUUCCAUUCCUUAUGAAUGGUUCAAAUUGCUUUCUGAUACUUCUCUUCAGUUCUUGUGUGAGCUUAUGAAUCGAUGCCUUGACCUUUCUGACAUCCCUGAAGACUGGCGUUCCGCCUCUAUUACUCCUAUUCUGAAAUCUCAUGAAUUUGAUGCCCUACUGAAAAAUACUCGGCCUAUUACCCUAUUGGAAACUGCUCAGAAAUUAUUAGUUAAGAUUAUCAAUAAUUAA
Rhizophagus irregularis DAOM 181602=DAOM 197198 is the source of this 1515-nucleotide messenger RNA. RefSeq lists its product as uncharacterized. The record is from RefSeq and is a predicted model, not a curated record. Lineage: Eukaryota; Fungi; Glomeromycota; Glomeromycetes; Glomerales; Glomeraceae.